Messenger RNA from Argiope bruennichi, 2112 nucleotides. Its product is annotated as U3 small nucleolar RNA-associated protein 6 homolog. Lineage: Eukaryota; Metazoa; Arthropoda; Arachnida; Araneae; Araneidae. Bases 157 to 1971 code for a protein of 604 amino acids. The transcript is spliced from 22 exons. Gene Ontology annotation, cellular component: Pwp2p-containing subcomplex of 90S preribosome; small-subunit processome. The record is from RefSeq and is a predicted model, not a curated record. Gene Ontology annotation, molecular function: snoRNA binding; protein binding. Gene Ontology annotation, biological process: maturation of SSU-rRNA from tricistronic rRNA transcript (SSU-rRNA, 5.8S rRNA, LSU-rRNA).
UAUCCCGAAGUAACCAGUUUGUUUUUCCCGCUGAAGUCAAUGUAGGAAUAUCCGAUUUUAUGGUGUAAUUUGAAGUAGAAUAACCAUCAGGCUCUUUUAUUCGAUAAAAUUAAAAUAAUUUUCAUAUAUCAAAUAAAAGAUUUGUUGUGAAUCAUCAUGGCUGAAUUAGUACAUCUCCGUUUGGAGCAUACUCUCCCUGAAUUGGAAGAGAUGGAACGAAUUGGGCUUUUCACUAAAAAUGAAAUCAAGUCUAUAAUUAAGAAACGAAACAAUCUUGAAUACAAACUUCGCCGAAUGCAGAAGAGGAAAGAAGACUUUCUUAAAUAUAUUGAGUAUGAAAUGACAUUAUUAAAUCUAAUCGAGAAGAGGAGGGAGAGACUGUUAUGUGAAGCCAAAAAAGCCGAAAUAGAUUCUUCUAUUGCCAAAAGAAUCAAUAGGUUAUUUAAGGCUGUCAUAUCCCGAUAUCCAGAAGAUGAAAAAUUAUGGCUUGACCAAAUUAAAUUUUGUAAAAGAAUGAAAUGGUUUGACACUAUAAGUGCUUUACAUACUAGAUUGUUACAAGUUCAUUCUAAAAAUCCAUCUCUUUGGAUAAUGGCUGCUAAGUGGGAGAUGGAAGAAAAUAGAUCUCCAGAAAAUGCACGUACGAUUUUACAGAGAGGUGUCUUGAUCAAUCCUAUGUCUGGAAUUUUAUGGAGAGAGUAUUUUCGGAUGGAGUUAAUGUAUACAGAUUUGAUCCAAAAACGCAGAGCAAUAUUGGAGCCACAUAGUUUAAAGAGUGUGAUAUCUGUAGAAGAUGAUGCUGUUUUAAGUGGCCAAGUUGCCAAUGUAGUCUAUGACAAGUCUGUUGAAGUGUUUGAUGAUGUUGAAUAUGCAUUGUCAUUUAUACAAGUCUGCUUAGAUUUUGACUUUGGAAUCAGACAUAUUGAGCAUAUUUUGAAAGAUGUUGAAGAAAGAUUUCCUGACAAAGAAGAGACAUUAGAUGCCCUGGCUAAAAAACCAUUGUUGUACAUAGAAGAACAAAUCAAAAAAGGCAAAGAAGCAGGAAUGAAAAAAAAAGCAGUAUUAGACAGAAUUAAUGAAAAAAUUCAUAAGAAUUAUGAAGAAGCUGUUAAAAAAUUGCCUACAGAAAAAAUGUGGAGCUUUUAUAUUGAUUAUGUGCUAGAUUUAUUAAAUUCUGCAAAAGCGAGUAGAAAGCAUGAAUUACAAGAUACAGCUCUCAAAGUAAUCCAGGCAGCAUUAGAAGUCAAUUGCCUUAGUGAGAAAUAUUAUUCAGAAAUGGUGGAUUUACUUUUUGAAAGAGGUAAGGCAAAUGAAGCCUUUUCCACUUCCGUAUCUUCUGCUCGAAAAUUUAAUAAGGUUGAUUUGUGGUACAAAUGUCUGACAUACCAUAUUCAGUGUCUAAGGAAUCAUGAAGAAAUCUUUGAUUUGCUUAUGGAAGCUGUCAGUGCUGUCGAUGAAAUGGAUUCUAUCACUCUAUGGAAAUUGGGAGCAAAUUGGUUAUCUCUAUCUGAUCCUGAUAAACUAUCAGCAUUUCUGGAGAGUGGAAUAAGGAGAAGAAAAGAAAUAUCCACACCCCUUAAAGAAAUGUAUUUGGAAGAACUUGCUCUUAGAAAAGAUAUAUCAGAAGUCAGAGAGUUAUACAAAAGAUUUAAGAAAUUGGGUCCACUUUCACCUGUGAUAGUUCAGAAAAUGAUAAAAAUUGAAAAAGCGCAGCUGGCUGCACCAAUUAAAAAACUGAGAAAAUAUUAUGAAGAUGGCAUUCAUGAAUUUGGGUCUGAAAAUGUUGAUAUUUGGAUAGACUAUAUGAAACUUGAAAUUGAGCAUGCUUGUGGUGAGCCUACAAACUAUGGUGUUAUUUAUUGGCGAGGAAAAAAGACUCUGAAACCUGAUUAUUUAAGAGAAUUCCAAGCUCGAGUGAUGGAUUUAACAACAUGUGCCCAUGUGCCUUCAUGUUAUUUGCUGAUAUCGUAAUGUUCAUAGGAUGUUAAUUAUUUUAUACAUCAAGUAUCAUUAUGUAUCAUAUAUUUUUUUAUAUAAAAGAUGCUACUUGGUGCAGUAUAUGCUGUAUAUAGUUUUGUUUGUAUUUUGAAUAAAUGUUUUCAAAAGUAAUUA